Talaromyces stipitatus ATCC 10500 is the source of this 1815-nucleotide messenger RNA. Its product is annotated as L-ornithine 5-monooxygenase, putative. Gene Ontology annotation, biological process: intracellular iron ion homeostasis. The transcript is spliced from 3 exons. NCBI's taxonomy places the organism in Eukaryota, Fungi, Ascomycota, Eurotiomycetes, Eurotiales, Trichocomaceae. Bases 214 to 1626 code for a protein of 470 amino acids. The record is from RefSeq and is a predicted model, not a curated record.
AACUUACGCAAGUUGCUCAUGAUCCGUUGUUGCUAGCGUGGACAGAGAAUCUUUGGCGGUAUUCGCUAGCUAGUCGGGUUUUGAAGUCUGGAGAACUUUCAGAAUUAUUUUGUUUUCUCUUAUACUCAGCACAAUCCAGCUUCUUGGUUGUCUUUGACAGUUCUCAUCGCCAUCAAAAGUGAUUUUCCUGUUUAUCUCUCACACAACCCCGUCAUGCAGUCAAUUGAAACUUCCUCAAGCAUCGAUGCCCCCUUCAAGGCCAGUCCUGAAAGCUCACAAUACGACAUAGUAUGCGUGGGAUUCGGCCCAGCAGCUCUUGCAAUCGCGAUUGCAAUACAUGAGCGAGGAGCUUCGUUUGACAAAAGCGUCCUAUUCCUCGAACGUCAAGCAGAAUUCGGAUGGCACACCGGUAUGCUUCUUCCCGGAACGAAGAUGCAGAUCUCCUUCAUGAAGGACCUAGCUACGAUGCGCAAUCCUCAGUCCUACUUUACCUUUGUCAACUAUCUACAUAAGCAUAACCGACUUGCCAACUUCAUUAACUUAUCAACCCAAACGCCCUUCCGCGAAGAGUUCAAUGAUUACAUGAAGUGGUGCGCGUCUCAUUUCCGAGAUCAGGUGACAUACAACCAGGAGGUCUUGAAUGUGAGCCCUGGACAGCAGAAGGCACCUUCGCCUGAGUCAGCUAUUGAUUGUUUCUGGGUUACAUCACGGGACGUCCAAUCCGGUGAUGUGCAGCGAAUUUGUUCCAAACAUGUUAUUGUGGCAAAUGGGGGGGAAUAUUCCAUCCCAAAAGGAUUGAAGAGUCCAGAUUCCAGUGAUCGAAUUGUUCAUUCGUCUCAAUACCUGAAUCGAGUACCGCAACAAUUUAAAGAUGAGAAUGGAAAUUACAAUUUUGCAGUUGUAGGAGGAGGCCAGAGCGCGGUCGAGAUUUCCGAGGAUUUGCAGUCUCGAUAUCCAAAAUCUCGGGUUUCUCUUAUCUUUCGAGAUUCUGCUCUGAGGCCCAGUGAUGAUAGUCCAUUCGUGAAUGAAAUCUUCGAUCCCGCAAGCGUUGAUGAAUUCUACUCCCUCGACUCUGCUCAUCGAAAACAGACCCUGAAAAAGAACAAAGCCACCAACUACAGCGUCGUGAGACUACCCCUGAUCGAACACAUUUACGAAAAGAUAUACAGGCAACGACUCCUCAAACCCGAGCCUCGUGAUUGGACAUUGUCUAUUUACAACAACAGCGAAGUAUUUGGUGCUAAGAAGGCCAAAUCAGGCGAGGGAUUGAUCCUCCAAUUGAGAAAUACGAUAACAGAUGAAGUGAAAGUCUCCGAACAAGCCUACGAUCUAGUAGUUCUCGCCACCGGAUAUCAUAGGAGACCUUUCUCUGGAAUUCUGAAGGACUUGAAGCCACUUUUACUCUCUGAAUCAGAAGAUAAUGGGUCUCUUGUACAAAGAAAUUACCGUUUACUCUUCAAACCCGGCUCAGUGGUGCGUGAUGCUGCUAUAUGGCUGCAAGGGUCUUGUGAAACCACCCACGGAAUCAGCGAUACUCUUCUCUCUAUUCUUGCUGUUCGGGCGGACGAAUUGUUGGAUUCGAUAAACGCCAGUAGGAAGACGGUGGAGGUUAAAGCCCACCUAUAGGCAUACCGGUCUACUAGCUAUCUGAUUUUCCCCGGCGUUCGAAAUAUGAUUUUCUUUAGAUGCUUGUGGGUAAAAGUCUUAAUAGAAAUGAAGUGAGGCCUUUUAUAUCCAUCAGAUAGAAUCUAUUGCUAGGGAAGCCGCAUUAAAAAAGAUAUUGUAAUCUCCAAUCAAUAUGCCAGAUUGAACGUA